UGCCGCUUGCUCCAGCCGGGGGUCGGGUGAGGGUGUGCGGACGGAGUGUCUGCCUGUUGGUGAGUCAACAGCAAGGCAGCGGCAGAGCAGAGCUCACCUGUGGGUGAACAUUCAGAAAGGUUCCCUUUGCAGGCAGUAGCGGCAAAGCAUCAUCAUGUCCCAUGUGGAAAACCGUGCCAUGACUUUUGUCGAAAACCGUUCCACGACCCAUGUAGAAAAUCGCCGGGUGACCCAGCUGGAGAGCCGCACGAUGACCCAGACAGAGACCUUGCAGUACAGUCACAACUAUGAGUACGAACUGCAGGACUACAUGAUGCAAGAGGACGAUUGGGACAGAGACCUCCUCUUGGACCCUGCCUGGGAACAACAGCAGAGAAAGACUUUCACUGCUUGGUGCAAUUCACAUUUGCGGAAAGCUGGCACUCAGAUCGAAAAUAUUGAAGAAGACUUCAGGAAUGGCCUUAAACUUAUGUUGCUUUUGGAAGUUAUUUCUGGUGAACGCCUCUCGAAGCCAGACCAGGGCAAGAUGCGGUUCCAUAAAAUCGCGAAUGUUAACAAAGCUCUGGACUACAUAGCUGGCAAAGGAGUAAAACUCGUAUCAAUUGGUGCUGAAGAAAUAGUCGAUGGGAAUGUAAAGAUGACACUGGGAAUGAUUUGGACGAUCAUCCUCCGUUUCGCUAUUCAGGAUAUUUCUGUAGAGGAAACAUCUGCUAAGGAGGGCCUACUCCUCUGGUGCCAGAGAAAGACUGCUCCAUAUAGGAACGUAAAUGUGCAGAACUUCCACACAAGCUGGAAAGAUGGCCUUGCUCUCUGUGCGCUCAUCCACAGACACCGACCUGACCUUAUUGACUACUCCAAGCUGCAAAAGGAUGAUGCCCUUUACAACUUGAACCUUGCCUUUGAGAUUGCAGAAAAAGAACUGGAUAUUCCAAAAAUGCUGGAUCCAGAAGAUUUUGUAAAUGCAGCAAGACUUGACGAAAGGGCUGUUAUGACUUAUGUUUCCUGUUACUACCAUGCGUUUGCAGGUGCAAGGAAGGCUGAGAUGGCUGCUAACAGAAUUUGCAAGAUACUGGCGGUUAAUCAGGAGAAUGAAAAAUCAAUGGGAGAUUAUGAGCAGCUGGCCAGCGAGCUCCUGCAGUGGAUUAAGAGGACCAUUCCCUGGCUGGAAAAUCGGACCCCGGAGAAGACCAUGCAGGCCACGCAGCAGAAGUUGGAGGAUUUCCGAGACUAUCGCCGUCUGCACAAACCCCCCAAAAUCCAAGAGAAGUGUCAGUUGGAAAUCAACUUCAACACAUUGCAGACCAAGCUGCGGAUCAGCAACAGGCCAGCCUUCAUGCCUUCUGAGGGCAAAAUGGUUUCAGAUAUUGCAAGUGCGUGGCAGCGUCUUGAGCAGGUAGAAAAAGGCUAUGAGGAAUGGCUCCUGAGUGAAAUAAGAAGGUUGGAGCGUUUGGAGCACCUUGCUGAGAAGUUCAGACAGAAAGCCACAUCUCAGGAAGUGUGGUCACAUGAGAAAGAUUAUAUUUUGAUGCAAAAAGACUAUGAAUCCGUUAGUUUGACUGAAGUCCGGGCCUUGCUGAGAAAGCAUGAGGCUUUUGAGAGUGAUCUGGCUGCACACCAGGACCGAGUGGAGCAAAUAGCUGCCAUCGCACAGGAGUUGAACGAGUUGGAUUAUCACAAUGCUGCUGGAGUAAAUGAACGAUGCCAGAAAAUUUGUGAUAAAUGGGAUAAUUUUGGAACUCUCACUCAGAAGCGGAGAGAAGCUUUAGAGAGAACUGAAAAAUUACUGGAAACUAUCGAUCAGCUCUUCUUAGAAUUUGUAAAGAGGGCUUCACCCUUUAACAACUGGAUGGAAGGAGCAAUGGAAGAUCUGCAAGACAUGUUUAUUGUCCACAGCAUUGAAGAGAUUCAGAAUCUUGUAAUGGCUCAUGAACAGUUUAAAGCCACCCUUUCAGAAGCAGACAGUGAGAGACAAGCCAUUCUGGGAAUUCUCAAUGAAGUGCAGAAGAUUAUUCAGACUUAUGGCAUUUCAUCUGCAAAGUCCAAUCCAUAUACCAGCAUAACCCGUGAAGAAAUUAAUGCCAAAUGGGACAAGAUGAAGCAAAUGGUUCCUCAGAGAGACUCGGCCCUGCAAGAGGAGGUUGUACGGCAGCAUUCCAAUGAGCGUCUCCGUCGGCAGUUUGCCAGCCAAGCUAAUGUCGUUGGACCUUGGAUCCAGCGUAAGAUGGAGGAUAUAGCUCAAAGUUCUAUUGCAAUGAGUGGAACGCUGGAAGAUCAAAUGAACCAACUGAAACAGUACGAGGAGGUGGUCAUUAACUACAAACCCAAUGUUGACAAGCUAGAAGGAGAACAUCAGCUCAUUCAAGAGGCCCUCAUCUUUGACAACAAGCACACCAACUAUACCAUGGAGCACAUCCGAGUUGGCUGGGAGAUGCUGCUCACUACAAUUGCCAGGACUAUCAAUGAGAUCGAGACGCAGAUUCUAACAAGAGAUGCAAAAGGAAUCACUCAACAACAAAUGAAUGAAUUCCGGGCUUCAUUCAACCACUUUGACAGGCUAGAUGAUUCUGGCAAGCUGCGACCAAGGGAAUUCAGAGCCUGCCUCAUCAACCUUGAACAUGUUGGCAAUGAUAUACAGAAGAAGAAUGGAGCGAUGGAGCAUGAUGAUCUCAGAGCUUGUCUCAUCUCCAUGGGUUUUGAUCUGGGGGAGGCUGAGUUUGCUCGGAUCAUGAACUUAAUUGAUCCAGAUAAUACUGGCAAAGUGACUUUCCAGUCCUUCAUCAACUUCAUGACCCGAGAGACUGCUGACACAGACACAGCCGAUCAGGUCGUGGCUUCCUUCAAGAUUCUAGCAGGAGAUAAGCCUUACAUUCUUCCUGAGGAACUGCGUCGAGAGCUGCCAAGCAAGCAGGCUGAGUACUGCAUUUCCAGCAUGCCUUCGUACCGAGGACCAGGCAGCGUUCCAGGAGCCCUGGACUAUGUCUCAUUUUCAACUGCGCUGUAUGGCGAAAGCGACCUGUAAUGAAGAAUUCUCGCAAUCUUUUCUUUCCAAAGCUUAAAUAUUUUAAUGGUAGAAAGUGUGGAACAAUGAAUAACCUUGAAUGCAAAAUUAGAAGUGUAUGUCUAAAAUGGAUGUCGUGCUGUGUGUAGCACUUUCAAAAUGAAGAAGAAUGUCAGCCUGGUAUGAAUUGUAUUAAUGUCUGGGGAAAAUCCAUUAGAAUUUGAUAAGACUGAAUACCUUUUUGUGACUCAAUCUGACCCCAAACCAUAUUUAAAAAUUUGAAAAUUUACCUUUCCUGGUAUUAAAGUUGACUCAGAUGACUUGAUAGAAUUGUUCAUGACAGCAUAAAAGGAAAUUAUCUUUCCAGUUGUAAUUUAAAAUAAGCAGUUCAUACUCCUAUGACAGUAUUUCUAUGGAAAAACUUGAUUAUUCAUCAUUACUUAAAUGCAGUUUGUGACAGCAAUCAAGGAAUAAAAUUAUAGGCCAGACGUGAGCACAAGAACACUGUGUACAUCUCUCCCUUUGGUACCUGCUGCUCUCCCAUGUUAGUACUUCAGGGAAAAAGAAAACUGCAGUUGCUGGAAAUCUGACAUAAAAACAGAAAAUACUGGAACUAUCCAUCAGGUCAAGCAGCAUCUGUAGAAAAGGGAAGCAAAGCUCAUCUGAAACACUUACUCCAAACACAAGAGGCUCUGCAGAUGCUGUAAAUCCAGAGUAACACACAAAACGCUGGAGGAACUCAGCAAGUUAGGCAGCAUCAAUGAAAUGGAAUAAAGAAUCCACGUUUCUGUCGAGACCCUUCAGCAGGACUUGGUGUAACCCAAAACAUUGUCCCUUUAUUCUUCUCCACAGAUGCUGCCUGACUUGCUGAGCUCCUCAAGCAUUUUGUUAUGUUACUCUGAAACUUACUACCUUUUUGCACAAAUGCUGUCUGACCAGCUGCUUCGAGCAUUUUCUUUUAAUUUGCUUCAGACCUGUAGGUUGGUGAAUCUGUUUGGUUGUCACAUGAAGCUACUAGGUAUGUUUGGUUGCACCAUGCUGGAUGUAGUCUGUGCUGUAUACUUAUCACUCCUCUAUGUAAAUUAAUUUAAUGAUCUGUUCCCCUAUCCUUUUCAGACUUGGGAUUCCUAAUCCCUUUCCUUUGUAAUAUUUGUAAUUGUCAAAUGUAUGACAUAGAAACCAUUGUGGAAGAUAUUGAACUUGAAAUGUUUCACAGAUGCUGCUUUAUCUGCUAAAUACUUCCAAUGUUUUGUGGCCUUUUUCAAAUUUCCACCAUCUGAAAUAUUUUGUGUAUUGGGCUUAGUAUAUAAAACACCUCUGUUAACAAACUGAUGUAUUUUCACCUGGGUUGAGUUUAAUGUUGGAUGUCAAAAAUCAAGAGAGAUGUGAACUACUGACUUAACAUUAUCUGUCACACAAAUUGUACAAAGAACUGUCAUUAAUCAUAAAGAAUUCCCAGUUUCUGAUUUUUUUUUAGUAUUGGGUUUUGCAGAUUAUGCUUCUUGUCAUUUUAAAAGCAUAUAUUUAAAAAUGGGCAUAUUGCAAAUCCAAGCCUUAUGUAUUCCUUAGUUUAUUAUGGGAGGGUGGGGGUGGGGGGAGUUGGAAAAGCACAUCCUCUCCUAUUUUACAGGAAAGUAGUAAAACGUUCUGGAGAUUUCAGCACUUUGCCCCUGUAAAGUUACUUGUAAAAUAUAACAACAUGUUUUUAUCCUUAGUGAUGAUUGAAACUUUAUUAAAAUGAAUACUUGCUAAACUGGUUGACUCUCUAACCUUAUUUCGUAAGUUUAUUUAUGGUUGCAUUAUCACUUAAUUGGUAUACAUGAUGGGUUCAGUAUUGAUGGAGAGUGCAAAGAACACACCAGCACGACAUUCAACUGAACUUUAUCGACAUUGCUGCUUGUACAACGUGGGGACGGCUGCGUGACAAAGGAAUCACCUGUAAAGUACCACAAGAAAUAAUGCCUUGCUGUGAACAGAACACUGAACAACUAUUUACUUGAAGCUUUAAUAGCAUAGUGACAUGAUAAUUGUGGAAACUUAAAACUGCAAUGAAUUCUUGAAAUCUUAAAUCUGUAUUAUUUAUUAAUUACAUAAAUAGGCAUCCGUUAGUCUUGUGAGACCAUGGAUUUACAUCUUGGAAAGUUUCCAGGGCACAGGCCUGGGCAGGGUUGUAUGGAAGACCAGCAGUUGCCUAUGCUGCAAGUCUCCCCUCUUCACGCCACCAAUGUUGUCCAAGGGAAGGGCAAGGGCCGAUACAGCUUGGCACCGGUGUCGUUGCAGAGCAAUGUAUGGUUAAGUGCUUUGCUCAAGGACACAACACUCUGCCUUAGCUGAGGCUCAAACUAGCAACCUUCAGAUCACUGGACCAACGCCUUAACCACUGGGCCACGCACAUAACUCAGGCGUAUUUCUGUUAAUUCAUUAAUUUCUGUGUGGUGCUCCAGUUCUAUUGAGGAGAAACCAAGAAUUAAUAUAAAAACAUUUGAGGGAUCAUAUUAAUAGAUGAAUCAUGAAUUGGUUUCUUUUUCUAUAGAUGCUGCUUGACAAGCUGAGUUCUUCCAGCAUUUGUUUUGUUACGGAUUCCAUCAAAUACAAACGAAUGAAAAAUCAGCUGUUAAUCCAAGUCUUUCCAUACGUGUUUGCCUUUGAAAUUCACUACUGUGAAGCCUCUGCCAGUGACGCCUACAUUGAAGAAGUUUAAAUCUUCUCUUUGACGGGAGUUCAGUAAAACCCUCUCUCGUUGCUCCCCAUCUAUAAUUUCUUCAGCCCUUCAACUUUUCGAUCUUCUAUCAUUUUGUAUUUUCCCCUUCCCCUCCCCCUCCUACUUUCAAAUCUCUUACUAUCUUUUCUUUCAGUUAGUCCUGACGAAGGGUCUCAGCCCGAAAGGUCGACAGCGUUUCUCCUUAUAGAUGCUGCCUGGCCUGCUGCGUUCCACCAGCAUUUUGUGUGUGUUGCUUGAAUUACCAGCAUCUGCAGAUUUCCUCAUGUUUGUCUUUCCAUACAUGCUUCUUGACUUGAUGUUUCCAGCUUUUUCAGUUUGCCUUCCAGAUGUGCAGGUUUUGAGCAAAUAUAAAGAAAUUGUGACCUUUUUUAAGACAUUUACAAGGAUCAGCCAUGGACUGAUUCUCUGUGCCAGGAAUCUAAUCCUGAUGAAGGGUCUUGGCCCAAAACAUUGACUCUUCGUUCCCCUACAUCAAUGCUGUCUGACUUGGAGUUCCUCCAGUACUUUGUGUAUAUUGCUCACGAUUUCCAGCAUCUGAAGAAUCACUAUAGUCUUUGCAUCCUCGAUGUGGUAGAGUCACAUCUGUCAGGAUUGCUGAUGUGUAGUAACACUUUAAUGGGACAGUUUGCCAUCUGUAUAUUAACACUGCCUGGUGAGGUUGAAGUGACAAUUCAAGUUUAAAUGUCACUCAAUCAUACAUGAAUGCGGUCAAAUGGAAGUGUUCCUCUGGGGCCAAAGUGCAAGUAUGGUACCAACAGUCACAUGCAACACAUAUAAUUAUGAUAGCAGAAAAACAUAGUUACUAUAUGCCCAAAACAUCAACUAUACUUUUUCCCAUAGAUGCUGUCUGUCCUGCUAAGUUCCUCCAGAAUUUUGUGUGUUGCAUCUGUAGAGUUUUUAGCUUGUGAAAAGGCAAUCCCUUGCACUGUUUCUUGAUCCACGCACUGCCUCUGAGCUUGCCCCUUGGGUGGAUGCAGCCGCUGACCAGACGAUGCGCAGCCAGCAGCAGUUCAGACCUUCAGUACACAAUAUCCAGCGGUGUCUUGCGAUUGUUCAGAAAACCGAAAGGACUUGGAACCAGCGAGGCCGUUGCGACCCAGGUCACCACCAUCCUACCGGAAACCGGACACAGCUGCCCAUUGUUAAUACAGGAAAUGGU
Messenger RNA from Hypanus sabinus (Atlantic stingray), 6879 nucleotides. RefSeq names its product alpha-actinin-2-like. The transcript is spliced from 22 exons. Gene Ontology annotation, cellular component: cortical actin cytoskeleton; cell junction; plasma membrane. Gene Ontology annotation, molecular function: actin filament binding; calcium ion binding. The record is from RefSeq and is a predicted model, not a curated record. Gene Ontology annotation, biological process: actin cytoskeleton organization; muscle cell development. NCBI's taxonomy places the organism in Eukaryota, Metazoa, Chordata, Chondrichthyes, Myliobatiformes, Dasyatidae. The coding region runs from base 155 to 3019 and encodes 954 amino acids.